Protopolystoma xenopodis is the source of this 537-nucleotide messenger RNA. Lineage: Eukaryota; Metazoa; Platyhelminthes; Monogenea; Polystomatidea; Polystomatidae. The record is from the annotation of a GenBank genome assembly.
UUGCAAUUUUCAGCUUUCUACUUAUUUGUGCUUCAUUGCCACAGAUUUUUUCGGUUUUUAACUCGGGUUUCAGGAGAAGAGCGACGUCGACGAUUACUAAGUUGUAUUCUUCUCAUUGGUGGUGGAGCAGCAGGCUUUGGUGGUUACUGUUUGCAGCGUAUGCUUUUGGCUCAGCUUACCUCCAUGCUUCCUGGAUCUUCUAACCUAAGCAGAUCUGAUUCUGAUGCUGACGAAUCUACUCCCCACUCUUCAGUCACAUUAAAUAAAACAACUGGAGACGUUCGCGAGAUUACUUCCCAGGCUCCACCCAGCGGACACACUGUUCCUAGUCUCUCUUCUAUUCGACAUGCUCAAAAUUCUGCUGAAUUUCCGAUUGAAGUUCUUCUUCGUCCUUCUGAGGAGGCGGCUAAUAUGGCCUGGUUUGGGGCGCGUCUUUUGCUAACUGCCGAUUCCACAUCAGAACUAUGGAUAACACCUGCUGAGUGGCAUCGCUUUGGCUCCCGCACACUCAGAGAAAAGGCGCCUUUUCUUUGGUGA